UCCACAAGGAUGUGAAUCAGCAGAGAUGGGCCACAGGCUGGUCCUGGUGGGGGUGGUUCUGAUGCUGACUGCCGUGACUCAAGUGAUUUCUGCGGACAGUCGCGGGGUCUGCCGUUUCCUUCAGGAGAAGCCAGACGAAGUUCCUUUCUGCUUCGUCUCUCGAGGAGAACCGUUGUUUCUCCAUGUGGAUCCUGGCCCACAAUUCCUGGAACAGGAAGUCAUACUGCAGAAUGGAGAUGUGCCUAUCGCACGAUCCAUCCCCGGGCCUGUCUGGGAUUACAGUCUCUAUCCAGGGUACUCGAGCCGGGCUGAGUUCUUCUCUAAUGGAACAUUGUUUUUAGAUCAGGCUGAGAGGAGAGACACAGGGAGAUACCAUCUGAGAACCUACAACACCGCUGGAUAUCUGCUGUGGGACCUCAGGCUGGACCUGGAGAUUCAAGUCUCCGUGUCUGAGCCAGUCCUGUCUCUCAUCUGUCUGUCUGGAGGAGAGACUCAGGUCACAUGUUCUUCAGAGGGAGAACCUAUGGAGUACCGCUGGAGUCUGGACAGCCAAUCAGUAGCCAAUCAACCAAUUAGUAUCUCCAACCAAUCUCAUCACAUCACCACCAUCACCUUGCCGGGCCAUAUGACAGGAAAUCUGACCUGCAAAGUUAUGAAUGAUGUCAGUACCAGCAUUAACACAAUCCACCUCUCCACCUGCUCAGUGGUCUCUGAGCGGCUCCUGUAUAUGGUGUUGAUCAAGGGAGUGGCUGUGAUGGCCGUCAUCCUCCUCCUCCUCGUCUCGCUGUGUGUUUGGCUCAGUCAAACCUCCAGGCCCCGCCCCUCCAGUACAGGAGAUGUUGAUGAGAAGGUGGACCUUGAUGACAUCAUCUAUGUAGAGGUGGUGAAGGGCUGUAAGACAGAUGGAGAUCAGGCCCCUCCUCCUUUUGACAAAGUCGUCUACGGCCAAAUCAGGAUGGACCAACUGGAACAAGAAAGCUGAGAUGAGGGGCAUAUCAGCUCUCGAUAGUAGCUAUCGAACCAAACAUAGUAGUUAGACAUAGUGAUUUAGAACUAAACAAAGUGGUUAUUGAUCU
Hypomesus transpacificus is the source of this 1076-nucleotide messenger RNA. RefSeq lists its product as uncharacterized. The coding region runs from base 26 to 982 and encodes 318 amino acids. The record is from RefSeq and is a predicted model, not a curated record. Lineage: Eukaryota; Metazoa; Chordata; Actinopteri; Osmeriformes; Osmeridae. The transcript has 6 exons.